AUCGUUCACGCGUGCAACCGACGGAAGACGAGACACGGCUCGAGAGUUCUGCGGCGACGAUGGCAGCAAACACCCAGAGCUCCCGCUGGACUACCCGUGAUGUGCUCGCUGCUGCCUACAUCGUUACUUGCAUAUUCUUCGUCUGGUUAAUGUCGCUGUUGAACCUGCUUUUUCUCAAGCACUUCCCGGAUCGGGCCUAUGCAUACAAGGCAUCUGAGCACGAUGUCGGCCCGUUUGGCGACCACUUCUUUCGAAGAGAGGAGCUCAGCUACUAUGGACCGAGAUGGAUGUGGUUUGCUCCGCAUGUCUUUUCCGCCAUCGUCUGGUGGAAUCUGAGCUGGCUGCAACUCAUGAAGUCCAUCCGCGCCAAGCAUUUGUGGAUCCACCGAUGGAACGGCCGAGUGCAGGUGACGGCCAUGCUGGGGCAGAUCAUCACAGGGACUGCUUUGGCCUGCAAGUCCCCCACGCCGGGCAUCCGGAUGUUGGCAAUCGCCUAUGGGAUCGCGAUGGCUUAUGUCCUUGGGCAGACGGUGUACCACAUCAUGCGAAAGGACAUUGUGCGCCACAAAUAUUGGGCGACCAAGCUGUUUGGCUACGCGCAGGCCAUUGCCUUACAACGGGUCUACCUUUUUGCCUUCUUUGUCUUAACGAUGAAUGGCAUGUCGCUCUACACACCGCCGGAUCAGCUCACGUCGCAAGCGGAAAAGGAUGAUGAAACCCUGUGGAUCUGCCGCUUCAGGAAGACUUUGUAUAUAUUUUUUCAGGUGACUCUCCACCACUUCGACUUCUUCCAAAUGGAACUGGGAAUGACUGUAGUUCGUUCUUCCAUCAUUUGUUUGGCUGCAAGUAGUUAGUGGCUGAAUCACCCCACAAAAGAACUGGUCGUUGGUGGAUGAAGAGCCUAAAACUGCUGGUCGUGGCCUGGUCACCUGGCGGGCCGCAGGUGUGGCUCAUUGUCUCUUUCGGUGAGCAAUAUAGCAUGUUGCCAAAGUCAGCUCAUCUUCAACGACUCCUUCACCAUGUGCAUUUUUUCUGCAAUCGUCCUCUGCGAGUGGUACCAAGCUGCCGACCACAACGACUUGCUGGAGUACAGAGUGAAAGAGGCCAAGGCGAAUGGGCCGAAGAUGCUGACUCAGCCCUUGAUGACCUGAGCGUCUGAGAGUCCAACGGGCAACUCGUGAAGCUCCAUGGACUUAGCUGAAGAAGAGAUCUCGCUGGUUGAGGUCCCCGCAUUAAGUUUCCAUUAAAAGUUUGGAACCGAAUUGAUUAGUGCGAGCGCUUCUUCAAAGAAGAAGCAUGAACUAUCCUGCGUCAAGUAGGUCGUCUUACGGCCUACCCUCCCUGGGCUUUGAAGAUUAAGAACGAUCAUUUUCGUGAAUACAGCGAGCAUGAGAUCCGAUCGGGUUCAGGGCCCGCCCUACUUUUGGCCAACAGCGUCUCUGUGUUAUGUAGUAGCCUUCGUCUUGGAAUUAGACCAUUCUCUGAGGACUGAUAGUCAUCAAGUCUGCACUGCCACAUAUUGUUUCACCAAGAGCACAGGUGUUGUCUCCUCACAGCGUGGUAGAAAGGAAUUUGCCGGUUAGUUAGACAUGUUUGUUGGCUGCGUGGCCACAAUUCUUCAGACCUUUCCAGGAUCAACUCUCUAGCUGCAUAUUUUUCUCAUUUGAUAUUUGUACAGUUCUAUAUCAAUGAGAGAGGGUGAGUUAGAGAACAAAUACAUAACCAUACGGUAUAUAUUCAAAAGAGACGGUAGGCUUGGAUUAUAUAGGUGUAGACAGGUUUCAAGCUUUCAAAAUCACAAAGCUUGCGCCACUGGCGUCGGAUUUGCCAAAGGUUCGCGAAUCCGUUUUCUGGCCAAAGUAGACUCUCGAAGCUUGAUGGGAGGCACAAGUC
Durusdinium trenchii is the source of this 1893-nucleotide messenger RNA. NCBI's taxonomy places the organism in Eukaryota, Dinophyceae, Suessiales, Symbiodiniaceae. The record is from the annotation of a GenBank genome assembly.